Molecule: messenger RNA, 2476 nt
Organism: Temnothorax curvispinosus
Lineage: Eukaryota; Metazoa; Arthropoda; Insecta; Hymenoptera; Formicidae
Exons: 2
Coding region: 666-1154 (162 amino acids)
Source: RefSeq, a predicted model, not a curated record
UGUGUGUGUGUGUGUGUGUGUGUGUGUGUGACUAACUCUAUAACUGAGGUAUUAUUAAUCAGCCUUAAUCAGUAACUCUGCAAUGCUGAUGGGCAUUAACGAGCACGUUAUUUAAGGCACAUAAUGAGGGAACGAUGUGCCACGUAUAACCACGCGUUUCGCUUUAUCGCCGUAUCGAUCGAUUUUAGCGCCUGAACAAUGUACAUACAUACCGCGUUCGUUCUAUCGAUUAUUUCGUGCUUGACCCCAGGUCCAGUCUACGCGAUAACGUUAGUCGAACGUGUCAACUCUACUGUCCAACACCCUUUAAAAUUGCUACGUUUUGCGUGAUUUGUAAAAGAAGAUUGAACCAAGUGAUCGUUUUUUUAAGGACGACGUUCGAUGAAACGUUCUUGUGUACGAUAUAUAUCGCGACAUUACAUCGCAAUGUUACGUUAACAAGUAAAAAAGCACGUCGUGGCGAGAGAGAGUCUAACUCGUGUGUCCUGAAUAAUGUCCAAUACGUUGAAUCGUGAAUUAUUUUAGACUACCACGCGCGACAUCGAUCUGUUGUCGCCACAUCCGCCACACAGCUUGCCCAACACACGUGGAACGCUGGGACGGUUUUUGUUACGGAAACACGACGAGCAGUCGUCGAUAGAGCGAUAAAUUUUAAAUCAUCUUGCAUGCUACGGCAGGGAAAAGUGUGCGAAUGUCGCGGAGUAGAUAUGGCACGAGUCUUUCAUGACUGUAGAAACGACUUGGAACUUGAAAACGAUAGCAACGAUAACGCCGGCACAGCCAUAUCAGAGUAUUGUCUGGGUCGCAGCUGUACGUUGCAGCGUCCCUCAUCCGUGGUACAACGGCGACCACCACGUCACCUCUUGGAAGCCUGGUACUUUUGGCUAGGCAUUGCCUUACUCGUUGUUUCUGUCAUUUUUUCGGUGAGCAUAUAUUUGGGUAUUCUAUUCGGUGGACGUAACGCACUUGUCAACGAUAAUAGACGAAACGAUCGGGAAUUGAAUCAGCCAAGAGCCAAUCAAAACCAGAUAUCUAUAAGUAUAAUUCCCUCGACGUUUUCGUCGCAGAGAAAGAUGCUGGUACGCGGUGCGCAGCCGAGCUUCACACACAUGAGUAAGAAGAGCAACGUCUUUUUCGUUUACGUUCAUCGCUAGUUUAUAAUUAAUCUGCAUGUCAUAUAUAUAUAUAUAUAUAUAUAUAUAUAUCUGAAAAGACUAAUCUAAUAUCUGGUCAGUUGACCCUGGGCAAAGCUUAAAUUAAGGGUAAAUCUAAUAAACAAAAUCAACAAGCUGAGUAAGCCACUAAAUAUAAUCAUAUCCAAGUACAAUAUAUGCCUUGCAUAAUUAGUCGAUCGGUCAUCUAUUCGCCCUGCUAAGGUCAUCUUCUUUUACGGAUCGAUGGAAAUUAUAUAUAUAUAAUUAUAUAUAUAUAUAUAUAGUACGCGUGACACCGAUCUCUCGCGCAUUUCUACGCGCUAAUAAAACGUGGAAAAUAUUGAUUUAUAUUUCAGCACCAGUCGUUGCGUAAUAACAAAACGUCGCUUUGCCGAUUCGUCGCUGCUCGCUGCUCGUCGCUCGUCGCAAGAUCGAGACUCGAGACCGAAGAGACGUGACGUUCGAACGCUCCAAACUUGUCACGGCACGCAGCACGUGUCCUCUUCUCGUUUACCGGCGAAACGCGUAGUCGUGCCUAUCGCCCUUCACUUUGCGCUUAUAUUGCUAUGUAUUAUAAUAACUGCUAGUAGAUAUAUAGUUUGAACGUACAACGAACACAACUUCCGAUAGAUGCGAGAAGGACGUUUAUCUUUCGAAAGAUGAAUCUUUGAUAUAUAUAAUUAUAAUUCACGUAAUAUCAACUUUGAGAGAGAUUUAGAGUUAUCAAGGACAUGGAGUUGAUCGAACAACAGUUAAUCUUAAAAGAUUAUAAACACUUACAGUAUUUCAAUGUUAAUGCAAAUGUAAUUAAACGAUCGAUAUAUCUAUUCUUUCGAGUAACGUUUCACCUGGGUCAUGGUGCGGCAUUGCGACACGCGACACGCGACACGGCGAUAAUCAGGAUAACGACGCAGCCACGCUCUUUAAUUCUCGCGCGUCGACGGGCACAAUAUAAGGCACAAGUCUCGUCGAUGAGACUAACAAUACGUGAGGAAUGAGGAGGAUGCUCGUGUCUCCGGCAUCUAAACAACAAUGGAAAUGGAGAGAGGGUGCAGAAGCUAAUUAAAAACGGUCACGCCGCGCCGGCGAUGAGGUAUCCUUCGCCUCCCUCGCGAUUCGCGAGUACGAACGCGCGCGUGCGCGCGCGAAUGGACCUCUGCUCUUCAACUUUCACGUUUCUUCGUUUUUUUUUUUCCAAAUAAAAUAAAGAUAUCCGUUUGUACUCGAACGAUAUAAGAAACAUACAAGUAAGUAUGUCAUUUCUAAAGCGAUCGGGAAUGUAAAUCGAUGUGUAUAAUAAAUAAAUGAAAUAUGAGAUCGUU